GCGAGGGGAGGAGAGCCGUCGCUCCCCGCGCACUUGUCUAGUUGCGGGCUGCUGUGCUGUUGCUGUCGUGGCGGGGAACUUCACCACACUGGAGCCCGGAGUCCCGCUCUCUCACCUGCGCAGUUCGGAGCUGCCAUGGGUCUCUCGCUUGGAUUUACAGUGCUCAUUGUUCUACCGGCCUUUGCGCUGCACAUCAGCGGCCUUUACGUCGCCAGUAGCGUCGACUCCCUGCAGCACGUGCUGGGGGAGUAUGGACUGGUGAGGCCUGUGAGUGUGGAUGCAGAAGGCCGCUUCCUGUCGCACGCCGUGUCGGCUGAGCACCUGGCGGGAGGGCAGCCCCGUAGGCGCCGGAGGAGGGAGGUACGAGCAGGCAAUGAUGAGUGGGAAGAUCAGGAGUCCGCCGCAAACCGGGAAAAGCUUUACUACAAUGUCACCGUCUUCGGCCGGGAAUUCCACCUGUGCCUGCGUCACAACGCCAGGCUGGUGGCCCCCGGAGCCAAGAUGGAGUGGCACGAUGACAGCGACAGCAUUCGGCACACGGAGCCUCUGCAUGACCGGUGCCUGUACGUGGGGGACGUUACGGACUCGCCCGGGGCCACCGUGGCCCUCAGCAACUGUGAUGGGCUGGCUGGGAUGAUCCGGACAGAGGAGGAGGAGUUUUACAUCGAGCCAUUGGAGAGGGGGUUGGAGGUGGUGCAAGAGGAGGUGGGGGGACAGGGAAGGACACACAUUGUAUACCGCUCAUCAGCAGUGAAGAAGAAACCAGUGAGCCGGGGAGCAGCAGACCUCCACUCCAGAGGUGCAGACCUGGGGGGCCUGAUGGACCUGGAGACCCUGUAUCGUGGAGUGGAGCAGAGCAUUAACCACACUCGGGUCGGGCGUUUCCGCAGACACGCCAUGGACCGAGCCUACAACAUUGAGGUGCUGCUGGGGGUUGAUGACUCGGUGGUCCAGUUCCACGGAAAGGAGCACGUUCAGAAAUACCUCCUCACGCUCAUGAACAUAGUGAACGAGAUCUACCACGACCAGUCGCUGGGCGCCAAGAUCAACGUGGUCCUGGUGCGGAUCAUCAUGUUGGGCUACGGCAAGUCGAUGAGUCUGAUUGAACUGGGGAAUCCGUCUCAGAGCCUGGAGAAUGUGUGUCGUUGGGCUUUUCUACAGCAGAAGCAGGACACGGGCGACGCGGAAUACCACGAUCACGCCAUCUUUCUCACGCGGCAGGAGUUUGGUCCCACCGGCAUGCAAGGUUAUGCCCCGGUGACUGGGAUGUGCCACCCUGUGCGGAGCUGCACUCUGAACCACGAGGACGGGUUCUCCUCGGCCUUUGUGGUGGCCCACGAGACCGGACAUGUACUGGGGAUGGAGCACGAUGGCCAGGGGAACCGCUGUGGGGACGAGGUUCACAUGGGGAGCAUCAUGGCGCCGCUGGUUCAAGCCGCGUUUCACCGUUUCCACUGGUCCAGAUGCAGCAUGCAGGAACUGGGCCGAUACCUGCAUUCCUAUGACUGUCUCCGUGACGACCCCUUUGACCAUAAUUGGCCAUCUCUGCCUCAACUUCCUGGUUUGCACUAUUCCAUGAAUGAACAGUGUCGCUUCGACUUUGGUGUGGGCUACGCAAUGUGCACCGCGUAUCGCACCUUUGACCCGUGUAAACAGCUGUGGUGCAGCCACCCAGACAAUCCCUUCUUCUGCAAGACCAAGAAGGGACCACCCAUCGACGGCACCAUGUGUGGAGACGGCAAGCACUGUUUUAAAGGUCACUGCAUCUGGCUGACCCCCGACAUCAUCAAACAAGACGGAAACUGGGGCGCCUGGAGUGAGUUUGGACAGUGCUCCCGGAGCUGUGGAGGAGGAGUGCAGUUCCGCACACGCGACUGUGACAAUCCCAGACCAGCCAACGGAGGGCGCACUUGUGUGGGCGCCACAUACCAGUUCCAGAUGUGCAACAUCGAGGAGUGCGAGGACAUUUACAGCGACCCGCGAGAGGAGCAGUGCCACGCCUGGGACCCGCGCUUUGAUCUCCAUAGCAACAUACACCACUGGCUGCCUUAUGAACACCCAGACCCUAACAAACGCUGCCACUUACAUUGCCAGUCAAAGGAGACUCGUGACGUGGUCUUCAUGCAGAGGAUGGUGCUGGACGGGACACGCUGCUCGUACAAAGACCCUCACAGUGUGUGUGUGCGUGGGGAGUGUGAGAGAGUGGGCUGCGAUGGUGUGGUGGGCUCGUCAAAGCAGGAAGACAAGUGUGGAGUGUGUGGAGGAGACAACGCAAGCUGCAAAACGUUCAAGGACACCAUCACUCGCACCACCAAGAAACAGGGGUUCCUUAAAGUUCUCGAGAUCCCACAAGGAGCAAGGCACUUGUUGAUUCAGGAGCUCAAAGCAGCUCCACACACUUUAGCUGUGAAAAAUGUGGCAUCAGGACUGUUCUUUCUAAACGGGGAGAGUGAUAAUCCAGAAACUCGCUCACUCAUUGAGAAGGGGGUGGAGUGGGAGUAUGAGAACGACAGCGGUAAAGAGACCCUUCAGUCCACUGGCCCUCUCAGACAUGGAGUCCUCAUUAUGGUGAAGCUGCAGGGAGACGAGGAUGUGAACCUAUCAUAUAAGUACAUGAUGAACAUGGACAGUAACAGUGCCAUUCAGAACAACAUGCUGGUGGAGGACAGCGCCUACGACUGGGCGCCCAAGAAAUGGUCUUACUGCUCCAAGCCCUGUGGCGGAGGAAAACAGUAUCAGCGUUAUGGAUGCAGACGGAUCGUUGACAGCAAAAUGGUUCACAAAAGCUUCUGCAACAAGUCCAAUAGGAAGCCUAUUGCAGACGUUCGCGACUGCAACCCAAAGCCCUGCCCUCCCCCAAUUUGGGUGACAGGAGAGUGGCAGAACUGCAGUAAACCGUGUGGAAAGACAGGUUUGCAGGUACGCUCCGUCAGCUGUGUCCAGCCUUCAGACGACAACACCACCCGCUCCAUCCACAACAAGCACUGUAACGACCACCGCCCAGAGUCCCGCCAGCCCUGCAACCGGCACCCCUGCCCCACCCAGUGGAGAAUGGGGCCCUGGACGCAGUGCUCGGUCACAUGUGGGAAUGGGACGCAGCAGAGGCAGGCUCUGUGUCACACUCGGGAUAACACCAUCGGCCUGUGUCUGGACAGUAAACCGGACACCAUCAGAAUCUGCCGCAUGGACCCAUGUCCCAAGGGCACCUCGGACCUCAACAAGAACGGCAACAUGCUGAUCCAGUUUCUGUCCAGACCCAACCCUUACCCAAAGACCUCCUCACGCCAGCGUUGUCAUGGAGACCGGUCUGUGUUCUGUCGAAUGGAGGCCCUGAAACGACACUGCUCCCUACCGGAAUAUAGACGCCUCUGCUGCAAAACAUGCAGCAAUGAGAGCAACACAAACGUCAGCAGCACGAGCACAACACUCAGAUCCACAUCGAGAUCUACGACAAUCAGACCCUCAACCCCUAAGACUUCUUCAACCUUGUCCCCAACAUCCAUGUCUCCUACAACCUUGUCCCCAACAUCCAUGUCUACAACCUUGUCCCCAACAUCCAUGUCUACAACCUUGUCCCCAACAUCCAUGUCUCCUACAACCUUGUCCCCAACAUCCAUGUCUACAACCUUGUCCCCAACAUCCAUGUCUCCUACAACCUUGCCUCAUACAACCUUGUCCCCAACAUCCAUGUCUACAACCUUGUCCCCAACAUCCAUGUCUCCUACAACAUUGUCUCCUACAUCUUCAUUCUCAUCUCCUAGAACCUUUUCUCAUACAACCAUGUCUUCAACAGCCUUGUUUACUACAGCCUUGCCUUCUAGAUCCUUGCCUCCUAGAUCGACAACUCCUAGACUGACCUCUCCUAAACCCACCCUUUGGACUAGAUCUACAUCAGCGUCUAUGUCUCCAACUUUUUCAACCCCUGUGGACUUCACAACAUCUGCCCCUGAAUCUACUUCUCAGCCCCAGUCUCCGCCCACCACCAAACAGGACACAAAAGACUCCACAACGUUAUCACAGAGUAGUCCAACAAAGGGACCAGAAACGGAGACUCCAGGGACAGUAGAACAUGUGACUAAAGUGAAAGUGAAACCUAAAAAGACAGAGCCACCAAAGAAGAAAAUCACCCCUCCCAAAGUUGAUAAAAAGAUUAUGAAAGACAAAAUUACACCCAAAAAAGACGAUAUGUCCAAAAUGAAAAUUGUCAAGAAAAAGCCAGAAAAGAUUAUCCCCAAAAAGUCUCCACCAAAGAACACAGGUCCAAAACCCAGUCCCAAGAAAAACACUGCGAAGAAACCGCCUACACCCAAAAAGACCACACCUAAAAAGACCACACCUAAAAAGACCACACCUAAAAAGACCGCACCUAAAAAGACCACACCCAAAAAGACCACACCCAAAAAGACAACUUCAGCUCGCACCACAUCACCUGCUCCACCAGACGACGACCAGACGACGCUGACAACAAAUACACCCAAAAAAUCAUUAAACACCAAAACGAAAACUCAACCAAAGAUUAAAGUUUCAAAGGAGACAAGUCCAAAAAUGAAAACUGGGCCUAAAACAGGAACCAAGAAGUUUACAGUGAUCAAGGCAGAAUAUCCAGCCAAGAAAUCCAAUUCAAAACCAAAAGUAAACAAAUUCACUGUCGUAAAAACAAAUCCUCCAAAGAAGCCUCCGAAAUCUUCUCCUACUACUACUACUACUACUACUACUACUACUACUACUACUACUACUACUACUACUAUCACUUCUACUCCUACAAGCCCUAAUGUGUACUUUACCUCAACAAACAUAUAUCCAACUACAAACAGUUUUUCUGAAUUAAUCAAUAAUGUAAUAAAUAUGAAAACUGGCAUGACAACAACACAAGAAACCCUGUUGUGGUACUACGAUGAUACUGCGUAUUCUACUUCAAACCCAGACGAGGGCGCAGUGAUGCCCGGUGGCACUAUGCCCUACAUAGAUGGCGCUCUGACCAGCAGUGGAGACAUGGGAGUGACCAGCGGGACAGCGGUGAGUGGUGAUUACAUUACACGGGGUGUGGCUACAGGGGAUUACAUCACAGGGGGUGUGGCUACAGGGGAUUACAUCACAGGGGGUGUGGCUAUGGGGGGUUACAUCACUGGGGGUGUGGCUACUGACACAACAAUAUUGGAUGACGGACUAACUAUGGUGAUACCCACUAUCACUAAUGAGGAUAUGAAGGAGCUGACGUCUCCUCCGUGGCAGGAGGAGUACCUUCCGGUCGAUGUUCUUGGGACAACCUCAUCUCCCAGCACAGCUCCUCUGACGACCACCUCUCCAGGAACGAGCCCAAAUACAAUCGUCAUGACUUCGGCCUAUACCGAAAGUGAAAACAACAUUAUUGAUCUGUCUGACGGCAUUCCGGCCGACGACGACGUGUCCCACGACAACCUCAUUUCUAAACACAGGAUCAACCUACGAGAGCGAACCAAGAACAAACGCAUUCAGGAGCUGCUCGAGGAAAAGAGGAACUUCCUCCUCCGAAUGAAGCGAGAACAUGCAAAACGAUAGAGAACAUGCAAAACUAUAGGACUGGAGCAAGAACAUGCAAAACCAUAGAGAACAUGCAAAACCAUAGAGAACAUGCAAAACCAUAGAGAACAUGCAAAACCAUAGAGAACACGCAAAACGAUUGGACUGCUGUAUCAGAGAUGGACACAUGGGUGACACUUGGACCAGGGGCUGAGGGCCUUUGACUAAAGCUGCAGUCAGGACGAUGUUCUGCGCCUUUAAAAGAGGAAUAUUUUUAUGAACAAACAGUAAAACAUCAACGAGAAAACUGUUUAAAAAGAAGCCGUGAUCAAAACCAUGGUGAUGCUUGUCUUUGAGUUGACUUCCAUACCAGAGGUUUCAGUUCUCAGUUCCUCGUUCAACAUGUCUGUGAAAUGUGUCUUCAUCAGAUGACCUUUGAACCCUUUGCUACUAUGACCAGAAACAGUAUUUUUCAAACUGGUCACUUAAAGCGUAGGUGACCAGCAGUGGAGACAUGAGGGAUUUCUUUAUAUCUAUAUAUGUAUAGAUUUAUUUUGAAAGAAAAUGUUUAUGGUGUGUACAUUUUAUAUCAAAUGAAAGCAAUAUAAAAGGGAAUAAAAAGUAUAGAGUAGGUUUCCAGCACUUUAAAGCUACGGCCCGCACAGCUCAGCCUGAUCCAGGGUCAGUGAAAAGACACAAAACUAAUGUCCCCCUGAGCACUUAAGCACAACACAGCGUCACACCCCAGACUGUGCAGACACUCGCAAGAGCUACGAGCUAACGGCUUUGAGCUAACGGCUUUGAGCUAACGGCUUUGAGCUAACGGCUUUAAACGAAUAUGGUGCUACAAUAGAAUCAUUGGUUUACACUUGUGUCUCGCUGCUUGGACGUCUCAGGUGACCACAACUACAUAAGAUGUUUUAUAUUUUGUUUUGGCCAGUCU
This is a messenger RNA of Periophthalmus magnuspinnatus, 6442 nucleotides long. RefSeq names its product A disintegrin and metalloproteinase with thrombospondin motifs 2-like. Gene Ontology annotation, molecular function: metalloendopeptidase activity. The coding region runs from base 136 to 5538 and encodes 1800 amino acids. The transcript has 22 exons. Gene Ontology annotation, cellular component: extracellular matrix. Gene Ontology annotation, biological process: proteolysis; extracellular matrix organization. NCBI's taxonomy places the organism in Eukaryota, Metazoa, Chordata, Actinopteri, Gobiiformes, Gobiidae. The record is from RefSeq and is a predicted model, not a curated record.